Messenger RNA from Hyla sarda, 313 nucleotides. RefSeq names its product serine/threonine-protein kinase fray2-like. The transcript has 3 exons. The annotation marks the transcript as partial. The record is from RefSeq and is a predicted model, not a curated record. NCBI's taxonomy places the organism in Eukaryota, Metazoa, Chordata, Amphibia, Anura, Hylidae.
GACACAGGACACUAGUAGGACACUGGACUCUAGUAGGACACAGGACACUAGUAGGACACUGGACUCUAGUAGGACACAGGACUCUAGUAAGGCACAGGACUCUAGUAGGGCACAGGACUCUAGUAGGACACUGGACUCUAGUAGGACACUGGACUCUCGUAGGACACAGGACUCUAGUAGGGACUCUAGUAGGACACAGGACACUAGUAGGUCACAGGACACUAGCAGGUCACAGGACUCUAGCCGGGCACAGGACUCUAGUAGGAGGACACAGGACUCUAGUAGGACACAGGACUCUAGUAGGGCACAGGAC